AUGGGAGCUCGUUGCACCAUUUUGGACUUAUGUUGCCGGCAUUCUAACGUUGAAUCUGACGCCUCUUCUGCCUCUCAUAACGAGAAAUAUGAGGAAAAAGAAACGGAGAAAUUGUCGGGUUUUAGGAAGUUUAGAUUGGAGGAGCUCAAGGCUGCGACCUUAGGAUUCUCCAUGGACAGAAUCGUAUCUGAAGAUGGGGAGAACGCCCCUAACGUGGUUUAUAAAGGUCACCUCGUGGUUGAUGGCGGUUGGGUCGCCGUUAAGCGCUUCAAGAAGUCUGACUGGCCUGAUUCUCGUCAAUUCCUCGAUGAAGCAAAGGCAGUUUGGCAGCUAAGGAGUGAUAGAAUGGCAAAUUUGAUAGGUUGUUGCUGUGAAGGAGAUGAGAGAUUGCUUGUGGCCGAGUUUAUGCCACAUGAAACUCUCGCGAAGCAUUUUUUUCACUGGCAUAACCAACCAAUGAGAUGGGCCAUGAGGUUGAGGGUGGCUUUAUAUUCAGCACAAGCAUUGGACUAUUGCAAUAGUAAAGGCCGAACAUUAUAUCACGAUCUCAAUAGUUACAGAGUUUUGUUUGAUCAAGAUGGUAAUCCCAGGCUUUCAUGCUUUGGACUAAUGAACAGCAAGGAUGGAAAAAUUUACAGUGCAAACUUGGCUUUUGCCCCUCCAGAAUAUUUGAAGUCAGGGGGAGUGGUCCCUGAGAGCAUAGUUUAUAGUUUCGGCACCAUAUUGCUCAAUCUUCUGAGCGGCAAACACAUCCCGCCUAGCCAUGCUCUUGACUUGAUGCGUAGCAAGAAACUUUUGAUGCUGAUGGAUUCAUGUUUGGACGGCCAGCCAAAAUUUAGGUCUCUUGUGGCCUCUCUUGCUCCUCUCCAAAAGGAAAAAGAUGUAUCAUCACAUGUAUUUCUGGGUAUUGUUCAUGAAACUAUGUCUCCUAACCAAAAGUUAUCCCCCCUUGGUGAGGCUUGCUCAAAGUUAGACUUGACUGCUAUACAUGCGAUACUGGAGAAGGUUGGAUACAGGGACGAUGAGGGGGUUUCAAGCGAGCUUUCUUUUCAUAUUUGGACAGAUCAAAUUCAGGAAAGCUUGAAUUGUAGGAAGCGUGGAGAUACUGCAUUUCGUGCUAAAGACUUCACCACUGCAAUAGCUUGUUACACACAGUUUAUCGAUGGUGCAACCAUGCUAUCCCCAACAGUGUUUGCCCGGCGCUGCCUAUGUUACUUGAUGAAUAACAAAUCACAAGAAGCUCUUUCAGAUGCUGUGAAUGCACAAGCACAAUCUCCUGAUUGGCCCACUGCUUUCUAUCUUCAAGCAGCUGCCCUUUUUAGCCUCGAAAUGAAUAAAGUUGCCCAGGAAACGCUUAAAGAUGCUUCUUCUUUAAGUGCCAAAUGA
Molecule: messenger RNA, 1386 nt
Organism: Fraxinus pennsylvanica
Lineage: Eukaryota; Viridiplantae; Streptophyta; Magnoliopsida; Lamiales; Oleaceae
Source: the annotation of a GenBank genome assembly